Messenger RNA from Closterium sp. Yama58-4, 1353 nucleotides. NCBI's taxonomy places the organism in Eukaryota, Viridiplantae, Streptophyta, Zygnematophyceae, Desmidiales, Closteriaceae. The record is from the annotation of a GenBank genome assembly.
AUGCUCAAGAAGCACUGGGCUACGGUUGCACCGCCCAGCACGGGCCAAGGUGGUGGGGGUCCCGCCGAUAAGCAUGCCGCUGAUGACGCACGGCCAAGGGCUCCGCCUUCGGUCGCCGAUAAGCCACCUCGUCAGGGUAGCGGAGAGAAAGGGAAGAGCGACAAGGCGGCUGCCCAAACGGCCACAGGUGGGUCCGCGAAAACUGGCCAGGGCCCGAAGGCCGGGGUCGCGGAGGCGUCAGCGGUUCCUCACCAGCCUCCCGCGGGUGCACGCCCUCCGACCGGACCGUCUGCCGGGCGACCUGCCGACGUCCCGCGCUCUGCCGACGUCCCGGCUGCCGACAAGGCUGGCCGCGCGCGGAAAGUGGCGGCGGUUGCGAACGCGCUCAAGGAGCAGCUCAGGCUCCUUGCCUGCAACAAGGCUGUUCAACGGCCUCUCCCCGCUGUCGACGUCCCCUCGGCGAGUGUGCCACGGGUAGUGCCGGCCGUCGCCGCCCGUACUCCUGCUGACCCAAAAUCAGCGCUGCUGCGCGCCCAGCUGGGCGCACUAGCGUCGACUGCGCCAACUCAGCAUGCAUCUGGCUCUGGCGCUAAGCCGUCGUCGGCGAAUGUGGCACCACCCACCCCUGUGGCAGCUGAGGUUGAGAAAGCGGCGGAGAAGGGCGUUCGUGCUGCGCUUGCCACCGGCGGCGGCCCCAUUGAGGAGGUCCCCCCCGACGCGGAUAUCUCUGCCAUACAGGCCCAUCUGGAUGCAGCCAAUGCCCGAACACUGGCCAUCUCCGACACGGCACAUGUGGAGCCUUCGGCGGGUCUCGUCGGCAGUCCAGCAGAGCCUAGUGCGACCGGUGAUGCUGUCGGCGAUGGAAAGGCGAAACGGAAGGGGAAGGCGGGCUCACAGAGGAAGACGCGGGAGAAGUCGGAUGUUAAGGCGGCGGAUAGAGGGAAGGGGAAGGCGGCUGAGACGGCGGCGGACAAAGAUGGAGGCGGCAAUACGGGGGUGAAAGGGAAAGCGGGGGAGAAUCAGAAGUCGCUCGGCGAGGGUACGUCGACGGGUAGGAAAGGGAAGGACAAGUUGGUCGGAGAAGGAAGGUCGAAGGGGAGAAAGGAAAAGAGGAAGGCGGAGGAGGAGGAUGACAAGGAGGAGGAGGCGGAGGUAGAGGAGGUGGAGGAGGAAGAGGAGGGGGGGGAGGAGGAGGAGGAGGAGGAUGAGGAGGAGGAGGAGGAGGAGGAGGAGGAGGAGGAGGAGGAGGAGGAGGAGGAGGAGGAGGAGGAGGAGGAAGGGCAAGGAGAGGAGGGGUCAUGGCAUCCGACACGACAACUCGGGCGACGGUCAAGUGUGGGUUGGCGAGAUUAA